This is a messenger RNA of Sturnus vulgaris (Common starling), 6123 nucleotides long. RefSeq names its product protocadherin gamma-C5-like. Gene Ontology annotation, molecular function: calcium ion binding. Gene Ontology annotation, biological process: homophilic cell-cell adhesion. Lineage: Eukaryota; Metazoa; Chordata; Aves; Passeriformes; Sturnidae. The record is from RefSeq and is a predicted model, not a curated record. Gene Ontology annotation, cellular component: plasma membrane.
GCCGCAGCCUGCCGGAGCCCCGGAGCUGUUUUCUAAGCCGUGGAAGAGAGACCCAGGGAUUUAUUCGCAGUUCCUCAGUGCCUGCUGUGUCCCGGGCCGGAUGCGCACGGACAUGGAGAGUGUCAGCCUCCAGCGAUCCGCCUGGAAAUGGCAAGUACUGAGUUUGUUUUUGCUCUGCGGCUGGGGCUGGGGCUCCGGGCAGAUCCACUACUCGGUGUUUGAGGAGUCAGAGUUGGGAACCGUGGUGGGGAACGUGGCCCGGGACCUGGGCUUGAAGGUGGAGGAGCUGCCAGGUCGCAGGCUGCGCCUGGGCUCCGAGGAGAGCUUGCGCUACUUCUCCGUGCGCCUGGACAGCGGCACGCUGGUGGUGAGCCAGCGGCUGGACCGCGAGCGUCUGUGCGGAGCAGCUGCCAGCUGCGUGCUGUCGGUGCAGGUGGUGACAGAGAACCCCCUGCAGCUCUUCCGCCUGGAAGUGGAGAUCCUGGAUCUGAAUGACAACUCCCCGAGCUUCCCCACUGCUCACCGCACCCUGCGCAUCGCCGAGUCUGCCACGGUGGCUGCGCGCUUCCCCCUGGAGAGCGCGCAGGACCCCGACGUGGGCAGCAACGCUGUGAGCUCCUACCGGCUGAGCCCCAACUCGCACUUCUCUCUGGACGUCAAGCAGCAGCCGGAUGGCAAACUCUUCCCGGAGCUAGUGCUGGAGCGUGCCCUGGACCGGGAAGAGCAGCCAGAAGUGCAGCUGGUGCUGACGGCUGUGGACGGGGGAAGCCCAGCGCGCUCGGGCACGGCGCAGAUAACGAUCCAGGUCCUGGAUGUCAAUGACAACGCGCCCACCUUUGAGCACACCACAUACAAGGUGAAAGUCCCGGAAAACACACCUGUGGGGGCUGUGCUCCUCCGGGUCAAUGCGUCUGACCCCGAUGAGGGUCCCAAUGGGGAGACACAGUACUCCUUUGGGGUUCACACCUCCGACUCGGUGCGGAGGCUCUUUGCCCUGGAUCCCCACUCCGGAGAGGUCCGGGUGAGUGGGGCCCUGGACUUUGAGGAAUCGCGUUUCUAUGAGAUCUACGUGCGAGCCCACGAUGGAGGGGUCCCAGAGAUGGAGGGCAACUGUGUGCUGCAGGUGCAAGUGGAGGAUGCCAAUGACAACCCCCCGGAGGUGCUGCUCACCUCCCUGUUGAACCCGGUGCCAGAAGACACCCCACCGGAGACUGUCGUGGGGCUCUUCAAUGUACGGGACCGAGACUCGGGGGCCAAUGGGGAUGUGAGCCUGGAGAUCUCCCCCGAUGUGCCUUUUGCCAUCAGGUCCCUUCAGAACCACUUCUCCCUGGUCACCCAGAAGAGCCUGGACCGAGAGUCUACCUCACGGUACGCAGUGGAGCUGAUCGCUCGGGAUGGUGGCUCUCCUGCCCUCACCAGCACGCUCACACUGCUCCUCAAUAUAUCUGAUGUGAAUGACAACCCCCCACGCUUCUCGCAGCCCUCCUACGACGCCUUUCUCCAGGAGAACAACCCGCCUGGCUCCCUGCUGUGCACCGUCUCUGCCUCAGAUCCUGACGACGGGGAUAAUUCCCGCCUUGUUUACUCCAUAGAGAGUGGCCAAGUGCAGGAUGCCCCCAUCUCUUCCUUUGUCCACAUCAACCCUGACAAUGGUAAUCUCUACGCUCAGCGCACCUUCGACUUCGAGCAGCUGCAGGUUCUGCCGGUGUCCGUGGUCGUGAGGGACUCGGGGUCCCCCCCGCUCUAUGCCAACGUUACCGUCUACAUCUUUGUGCUGGACCAGAAUGACCAUCCCCCCACCAUCCUGCGCCCCGCCAGUGACAGCGAUGUGCCGGCACCCCAGAGGGUCCCGCUGUCCGCCCCACCGGGCUACCUGGUGGCCAAGGUGACAGCAGUGGAUGCAGAUGCUGGGCACAACGCCUGGCUCUCGUACCGGCUGUUGCCGCAGUCCACCGACCCCUCCUUGUUCCAUGUGUCCCUGUACACAGGGGAGGUGCGGACGGCGCGUGCCUUCCAGGACAGCGACAUGGCAGUGCAGCAGCUCGUUGUCCUGGUGACGGACAACGGUGACCCGCCGCUCUCCACCACUGCCACCAUCACCGUGGCCCUGGAGGAGGCAGCCCUGGAGGAGAGCUUCAAGCCUCAGGAUUUCCUGGCUGGUGCCAAAGAGAAGCCGGACCUGACCUUCUACCUGAUCAUCGCGCUGGCAGCCGUCAGCACGGUGGCACUGGCCACUGUCACCCUGCUGGCCGCCCGGUGCCUCCGGCGCAGGGGCCGCGCCGCCGUCUCGCCCUACUGCUGCUGCUGGCUCAGCGAGUCGCCCUCCCGGGACUUCUGCAAGCACUCCAGCCCCAAACUGCAGCUCAGCUCCGACGGCACCCUUAAGUACAUGGAGGUCACGCUGCGACCCACCGACUCCCCAUCCCAGCGCUACAGCACCUGCUUCUCCCCCGGCUCCGAGCGGAGCGACUUCACCUUCCUGCGGCCCUGCCCAACCCCCGCCACGCUGCCGAGGGAGAGCGGGGCUUUCCUGCCCGCCGCCGGCACGCUGCGGGACCGCGGCCAGGUGAGCGGCAAUGCCGGGGCGGGGUCCGGCGGUGCCGGCCGUUCCGACGGCGCGGGCCCCGCGGGGGGCGCGGAGCGGCCGCUCCGGUUCGCGGCGCGCGGCUCCGGUUCGCGGGCCGUGAUUGGCGCCGGUGUUGCUGUCCUGGGGAAGGAGCGCGGCGAUUGGAGCGGCGCCGCCGCGCCCGCAGCCAAUGGGCAGGCGCGCCGGUCCCUGGGGCUGCCGCGCGUCUUCUCCUUCUGUCUGUUCUUGCACAGCUCAUCUGCUCAGAUCCGAUACAGCAUCCCGGAGGAGCUCACACGGGGUGCCUUUGUGGGCAAUAUCGCCAAGGACCUGGGCACCGAUGUGGCUAAACUGGCGGCAGCUAAUCUGCAGGUACUGUCGGAUUCGGAUUCGCAGUACUUCUCCGUCAAUGUGAACACCGGGGUUAUUAUGGUCAGCGAGAGGAUAGACCGGGAGCAGCUCUGCGGGCAGAACCCACGCUGCUUCCUCCACUUGAAACUUGCCAUCGAGAACCCAGUGGAGUUCUACCGUAUCGAGGUGGAGAUCCUGGAUAUCAAUGACAACCCCCCGGAGUUCCCCAGCGAUGAGGUUUCCUUGCGCAUCUACGAGCUGGCAUCCCUGGGUGCCCGCUUCCCCAUCCAGCCAGCCCAGGACCCCGACGUGGGCACCAACACCUUGCAGACCUAUCACCUGAGUGCCAAUGACAACUUCAACCUCAACGUGAAGGCCCGCACUGAUGGUGGGAAGUUCCCUGAGCUGGUGCUGGAGCGGGCCCUGGACCGGGAAUUCAGAGCUUUCCACUACCUGGUCCUGACUGCUGAAGAUGGGGGCUCUCCCCCACAGUCCAGCAAGAUUCGCAUCACUAUUCAGGUGCUGGAUGCCAAUGACAACCACCCGGUCUUCGACAGACCAUCCUACGGAGCACGCUUGGUGGAGAACUCGCCGCUGGGCACCCUCGUGGUGAAGUUGAAUGCCACUGAUGUGGACGAAGGACCCAACGGCGACAUCCGCUACUCCCUCAGCAGCCACAACUCGGCUGCCUUACGCCAGAUCUUUGCCAUCGAUGAGCAAACUGGGGAGAUCCGUGUCCAGGGCAACCUGGACUUUGAGGAGGCGACGGUGUAUGAGAUCGAAGUGGAGGCCAAGGACAUGGGGUCGCCCACCAUGGAGGAGCACUGCAGCGUGGUGGUGGAAAUCACCGAUGUCAACGACAACGCCCCUGAGGUCAUUCUUACCUCCUUCUCGAGCACCCUGAGCGAGGAUGCGCUGCCGGGCACGGUGGUGGCCGUGAUACACGUCAGAGACAGGGACUCUGGCGAGCAGGGCAAGGUCCUGUGUCACGUGUCUCCAGACCUUCCCUUCCAGCUGCGUAAGGACUACGAGCACCAGUACUCGCUGCUCACCAGCACCCGUUUGGACCGGGAGCGUGUUGCCUACUACAAUGUCACCGUCUCUGCCUCGGACCUGGGCAAUCCCCCGCUCUCCCGCCACACCAUCUUGCCAAUCACCCUGAUAGACGUCAAUGACAACGCCCCCCAGUUUGAGCAAGCGUCCUAUGAAGUGCUGGUGGCAGAAAACAAUCCCGUGGGCAGCGUGCUGGUUACAGUCUCUGCUGCCGACCCCGACUCGGAGCAGAAUUCCCGCCUGUCCUACUCCAUCCUGCGAGCUGGUGGGACAGAUCCAGGCCUGGAUCCUACUCGCUACCUCUCGAUACAUCCCACGAAUGGGCAGGUCACUGCCAAAUUCCCUUUUGACUAUGAGCAAACCACCUAUCUCCAGUUCCACGUGGAGGUCUCUGAUGGUGGCUCCCCGGCCCUGAGGAACAGAACACUGGUUCAUGUUUUUGUGGUGGACCAGAACGACAACGCCCCACGGGUGCAUUUCCCCAGGGCUGGGGAGGACUCCGCCACUCAGUUCCGAAUUUCCCCCUCCAUCGUCCCUCCUGCCCUCAUCACCAAGGUGGUGGCAAUAGAUGCGGACUCGGGGCGCAAUGCCUGGCUGUCCUACCACCUCGUGGAAGCCACAGACCUGGGGCUUUUCAGCGUGGCCCUGCGUUCCGGGGAGGUCCGGAUCACUCGGGCUCUGCAGGAGACGGACGCCUCUGAGCACGAGCUGCUGGUGGUGGUCCGGGAUGCCGGGGAGCCCCCGCUCUCCACAGCGGUCACACUGGUGGUGCUGGUGGAGGAGAAGGGUCCAGAGGCCCUGCAGGGCUCCGAGGCUCGGGCCGCUGAUGGUGGGGGCUUGCCCUCUAUUACCCUUUAUCUGAUUGUGUCCCUAGUGCUCAUCUCCACCGUCUCGCUGGUGGGACUGGCAGCGCUGGGCAUUCGGUGCCUCCGGCGGGGCUCUGCACCUGCCAACCAGGGCUGCUGCGUGGAGAGCGUGAACACGCUUCAGCCUCCUCCCAGCCACAUCUUUGGGCACUUGCACUAUGAGCCUAAGAAAGGGGACACUGUGAUGGGCGUGCAGGUGACAGCAACGGCGCCCCCCGCCCCUCGGUACCGCUCCUGCUUUUCGCCGGUCUCGGAUAUCAGCGAGUUCAUGUUUGUGAAACCCUCCGCGGAUCCCGCCCUGUGCAGCGAGCAAGCUCAGCCUAACACAGACUGGCGUUUCUCUCAGACCCAGAGACCUGGAACAAGUGGCUCCCAGAAUGGAGAGGAAGCUGGAGCCUGGCCCAGCAACCAGUUUGACACAGAGAUGCUCCAAGCCAUGAUCCUGGCUUCAGCCAACGAAGCUGCUGAUGGUAACUCGACCCUGGGCGGUGGCAAUGGCACGAUGGGGCUGAGCGCCCGCUACGGUCCCCAGUUCACCCUGCAGCACGUCCCCGAUUAUCGGCAGAACGUCUACAUCCCUGGCAGCAACGCCACCCUCACCAACGCCGCCGGCAAGCGCGACGCCAAGAACGCCGCCCCCGCCGGGGGCAACAAGAAAAAAUCCGGCAAGAAGGAGAAGAAGUAGUGAAGAAGAAAAAAAAAGGAGACCUUAGAGCUACAGGGCAGCCGGCUCCAGCACUCCCCCCAAAACCACAGCUCAGGCCGGAGGACGAAUGUGAAAUUUUUUUUUUUUUUUUUUUUUUUUUUUUUUUUGUGGUGCAAAAGUAGGAAAUGCUGCGAAUGUAUCUCGUCAUCACCAGAGCUGAGAGCAGGGGCUCGCUGCUCUCAGGUCUCGUGAUGGAAACCAAUCCGGAAUCUAAACCGAACGCAAACAAGUGCCCUGUGAAUAAUGUUUUAUACAGUCCCUCGGGUAUUAGAAUAUGCAAGGGCGGAAGGUCUUUUGCCGUGUCUUUGGAUCCGAUUUGCUCCAAGUUAGUCCGAGGAAAGGCACAAGGCUUGUGCUCGGCUUUGCCCAGUGUAAAUAAUUUUAAUGUGGAUCUUUUAAUUUAUAGCCCUUCAGCUAUUUUUUGGAAAGGAAAAAGGAAGUUCUUAGCUUAGAGCCCAUGCUCCAGUUCUUCGCUCUUAAAUUUUCCAUUCGUAAAAUUCACCCCCAGUCAAUGAUAGCGAUGGAUUUUGGAAUUUGGAAGUUGGUAGGGAGUGCUUCAGUUCCUGCUUACCUGUCAUCUG